CUUGACUUUCCACACACUCCUCGGCCGCCUGGAGCGAGACUCUCCAAGGUUUUCCAGUAAAAGAAAAAAAAAAACGGGGGGAUAUGUGGGUCGCCAUCUUCACUCUGACAGCUUUGGCUGUGUGCUGUCCUGCCAGGGGACAGGAGUUUGCAGAUGUGUGCACUGAGGGCAGCUGCUACCCCGCCACGGGGGACCUGCUGAUCGGAAGGGCGCACAGACUCACCGCCUCCUCCACCUGCGGCCUCCAGCAGCCCGAGCGCUUCUGCAUUGUAGGGCACCUGGAGGAGGAGAAGAAAUGUUUCAUGUGUGACUCGAGGGAGAUGUUUGAUGAGGACAGCAACUCCAUCAGCCAUACCGUCGAGAACGUGGUCACCACCUUUGCCUACAACCGUCUCAAGACCUGGUGGCAGUCUGAGAAUGGUGUGGAGAAUGUAACUAUCCAGCUGGACUUGGAGGCCGAGUUUCAUUUCACACACCUCAUCAUGACCUUCAAGACGUUUCGUCCUGCUGCCAUGAUAAUUGAGCGCUCCAUGGAUUUUGGGAACACGUGGCAGGUUUAUCGAUACUUUGCCUACGACUGUGAGUCUGUCUUCCCCGGGAUCUCCACUGGACCCAUUGACAAAGUGGACGAUAUCAUCUGUGACUCCCGCUACUCCGACAUCGAACCAUCCACAGAGGGAGAGGUGAUAUUUCGGGUGCUGGACCCUGCCUUUGAGAUUGAGGACCCCUAUAGCUUGAGGAUACAGAACAUGCUGAAGAUCACAAACCUCAGGGUGAAGUUCCUGAAGCUCCACACGUUGGGUGACAACCUGCUCGACUCCCGGGAGGAGGUGACAGAGAAGUACUACUACGCCCUCUACGACAUGGUCGUCCGUGGGAACUGCUUCUGCUACGGCCACGCCUCUGAGUGUGCGCCUAUAGACACAGAACUGGCCAGAGCUGAGGGCAUGGUUCAUGGCCGCUGCACUUGCAACCACAACACUGAGGGACUGAACUGCGAGCGCUGUCAGGACUUUUACCACGACCUGCCGUGGAGACCUGCAGAGGGCCGAAACACCCACGCCUGCAAAAGGUGUGAGUGCAAUCAGCACUCCACAUCGUGCCACUUCAACCUCACCGUGUUCAUUUCAACCGGUAACGUCAGCGGAGGCGUGUGUGACGACUGUCAGCACAACACGGUGGGCCGGCAGUGUGAGCAGUGUGCGCCUCACUUCUACCAGCACCCCAGCAGAGACCUGAGAGACCCUAACAUCUGUGAACCGUGUAACUGUGACCCAGAGGGGUCUCUGCGGGGGGGAAUGUGUGACCCGCGCACCGACGUGGCCGCUGGGCUGAUCUCGGGUCAGUGUCGCUGCAAACUCAACGUGGAGGGAGAGCGUUGCGACCACUGCAGACAGGGACACUAUGGACUGGGACAAGGGCCGGAUGGGUGCCUGCCCUGUACCUGCAACCCACUGGGAACGAUGCCAGGAGGAAACCCCUGUGAUUCAGGCUCAGGACAAUGCUUCUGCAAGCAACUUGUCACUGGCCACAACUGCAAUGAGUGCAAGCCAGAGCACUGGGGUCUGUCAAACGACAUGGACGGCUGCAGACCCUGUGACUGCGACCAGGGAGGAGCGAUCAACAACAACUGUGAUCCCCACUCGGGGCAGUGUUUGUGUCGGGAUCACAUGUUUGGACGGCGCUGCGAACAGGUGGAGUCCGGAUUCUACUUCAUCGCUUUGGAUCACUACACGUAUGAAGCAGAGGACGCCCAACACGGACCUGGCGUCACAUUCGUCGCGAGGGCCUACCCUCAGGACCGAAGCCCCACGUGGACCGGGAUGGGCUUUGCUCGUGUGCCUGAAGGAGGUUAUAUUGAGUUCAACGUCAAUAACAUCCCAGAGUCGAUGGAUUAUGACAUUCUUAUUCGUUAUGAGCCACAGCUGCCGCAGCAGUGGGACGAGGCGAACGUUCGAGUGCUGCGUCCCGUCUUCAACCCUCCAAGCCACGCCGCUCACUGCAGCACCUCUUUCCAGCGGGGGGAUGAACAGUCGAUCUCUCUCCCACCUGGAUCCAGGCACGUGCUGCUGGUGAGCCCGGCGUGUUUGGAGAAAGGACAGAACUACACGAUCCGCCUGACGUUACCGCGGUACUCGUCGGACAGCCACAUCCACAAUCCACACACGCUCAUCGACUCUCUGGUGUUGAUGCCUCGGGUCAGAGAGAUGGAAAUGUUUCACGGGACGGAGGGGGCGGACGCGUGGGAAACCUUCCAGCGCUACAGAUGUUUGGAAAGCAGCCGGAGCGUCAUCAAAAGCCCGAUGACGGACAUCUGUAACGACUACAUCUUUAGCGUCUCGGCUCUGCUGCACAAAGGCGCCAUGGCUUGCCGCUGCGACCCUCAGGGUUCUCUCAGCGCCGUGUGCGAGCCGAGCGGCGGUCAGUGUCGAUGUCGGCCCAACGUGGUCGGCAGAGACUGCGACCACUGUGCUCCGGCUACGUUCCUCUUCGGUCCUGCUGGCUGCAGAUCCUGCGACUGCGACCCCCUGGGCUCCGUCACGCCUUUCUGUCACGAAUCAACCGGCCAGUGCGAGUGCGUGCGUGGAGCCACCGGCCGGCAGUGUUCCCACUGCUUACCGGGCCAUUGGGGGUUCCCUCAGUGCCGACCGUGCCAAUGUAACGGCCACAGCGAGGACUGUCACCCUCAGAGCGGAGAGUGCCUGGGUUGCAGAGACUUCACCACCGGACAUCACUGUGAGAGGUGUUUGAAUGGUUACCACGGUGACCCAGAGCUGGGAUCAGGAGGCCACUGUCGUCCCUGCAUGUGUCCAGACGGGCCCCGGAGCGGUCGGCAGUUUGCGGACAGCUGUUACCUUUUAACCAAUCAGCUGGUGUGUGUGUGCAGCCACGGCUACAAAGGAAGCAGGUGUGAUGAAUGCGCCCCAGGUUAUUAUGGAAACCCUCUCGUCCCCGGAGGCCGCUGCAUGCCCUGUGAUUGUAACAACAACAUUGACAUGCACGACCCGGGAUCCUGCGAUGUGCGCACAGGCGCCUGUCUCAAAUGUCUGUACCACACACAGGGCCACUCCUGCCAGCACUGCAAACCGGGAUAUUACGGCAACGCAGCAACACAGAGCUGCCGGAAGUGCAUGUGUGACUCGAUGGGGACGGUACCGUACGCCUGUUCCUCGCCUGAUGACUGCCGCUGUGACCAGCGUAGCGGCCAGUGUCCCUGUCAGCCCAAUGUGGUCGGGCAGAACUGUGACCGCUGCGCUCCCGAUACGUGGAACAUCGCCAGCGGGACGGGCUGCCAACGCUGCGACUGCGACCCCGUCCACUCUGUCGGAUCCUACUGCGACGAGGUUACGGGUCAGUGUGUGUGCAAACCGGGUUUCGGUGGCAGGAGGUGUCAAGAAUGCAAAGAGCUUUUCUGGGGAGAUCCAGAGGUCAAAUGCCACGCCUGCGAGUGCGAUUCCCGGGGAAUAUCCAGCGAGCAGUGCCAUCGAGCCACAGGGCAGUGCACCUGCUUGGAGCGUUUUUCAGGCCCUCGCUGCGACCAAUGCGCCAGGGGCUACAAGGGAGAGUUCCCUGCCUGCGAACCUUGCCACCAGUGCUUCUCCGUCUGGGACGCCGUCGUCGGCGAGCUGACCAAUCAGACGCGCCGUCUGGAGGCCCAGGUGACGGAGCUGCUGACCACCGGAGUGACGGCGCCGUACAAAGAGCUGGUCGGCAGCUUGGAGAGAAACGCCAGGGCCGUCAGGGAGAUAGUGGCGAACAAGACCGCCGCAGAGAAGCUGGAGAACGUCCAGGACCUGAUGCACCAGAUCACGGGACUGAUGUCGUUCCUCAACGGACAGCUGAACACGACCAGGGAGAGCUUGAAUAUGGUUCACGGCGAAGCGAACGGCACAGAAACCAGCUUGGAUGUCCUGACCGACGAGGCCAACAAGCUGGAGGAAUACGUCCAGGAGCUCAGACAGCAGGUGCACAACAUCAAGAACUCCAACAUCCAUGGAGCCAUGAACACAAUCACUGAGGCACACAUGGAGUCUCAAAAUGCAGAGCUACGCUCCAUGGCAGCUGCCGGCGAUCCUAGCAGCACCGUGGAGCAGUCGGCUGCGCUACGGAAAGCCACUGAGGACAAACUGAGCGGCAGCCAGAAGGAGUUUGACCGGAAACACCAUAGAAACGCCCAGAAGCUGGAGAAACUGUCCAAGGAGUUGGAUAAGUUUGACUUGUCGUCGCUUAGCGAGAAGGUGUGCGGCGGUUCAGCCGGAGGGGAAAGCUGCUCCUCCUGCGGGGGAUUUGGUUGUGUCGGGGAAGACGGAGCGCCUCACUGUGGAGGAGAGGGCUGCAGUGGUUUCGUCACAACUUCCCAAACCGCCCUGAAGUCCUCCCAGAACCUGGAGCAGGAGAUCCAGCAGGCCAUGGAGGAAGUGGACAAGCUCUCCAGGAUGGUGUGGGAAGCAAACCUCCGUGCAAAUGAGGCCAAGGCGAAAGCUAUGGAGGUGCUGACCUCAUCCAAUCGCAGCAAAGAGAGGGUAGAGCAGAGCAACGAGCAGCUCCGUGGCCUCAUCAAAGAGAUACGAGACCUUCUGACCAACGAGAAGGCAGACGCCUCUGUGAUCGAGGCAGUGGCCAACGAGGUGCUGGCCCUGGAGAUGCCGACGUCGGCGGAGAAACUGCAGGAGCUGACGAACGAGAUCAGGGCUAAGGUCGGUACUCUGACCAGCGUGGAGGAGAUCCUCAGUCAGAGCGCCGAGGACAUCCGAAGCGCAGAGUCUCUGCUGAGCCAGGCCAAGUCAGCGAGUGAGGAGGCAGUAAAUAUAAAGAAGACAGCAGAGAAAGCGAAGGAAGCCCUGGAUAAGACCGAGCGUGCUCAGAGCGCGGCCAUGGGCGCCAUCCAGCUGGCUCAGAACAACACCAAAGAGACUCUUGACCUGCUCAACUCUGUCGAGUCGGAGACGGCAGAAUCAGAGCUGAAGCUGAGCGACGCCACCGGCCGUCUGCUGGAGCUGGAGCGGGAGCUGGGCCAGCUGAGGCAGAACAACCUGGAGAUGAACCAGAAGGUGGAAACUGCAGAGCGGGUCUCCGAGCGGGCCAAGACCAUCGCAGAGGAAGCUCAGAAGGAGUUUGAUGAGGACCUAAAAAAUAAGUUGGAGGUGGUGGAGGACCAGGUGGAGGAUAAAGGGGAGUUGGUUCUGCAGGCCCGGAGGAGAGCAGAGGAGCUGCAGCGGGAAGCCAAAGAGCUGAUCGCACAGAGCAGCAGCAAGCUGCAGAGACUCAAAGAGCUGGAGAACUCCUACCAGGCCAACCAGCGGCUCCUGGAGGACAGAGCCGAAGAGCUGGCCGGGCUGGAGCGAACCGCCCAACUCAUCCUGGAGGAGAUCAGCAAAAAAGUGUCGAUAUACAGCAGCUGUUAGUGACCGAACCAUCACCAGCAUGGAAAGCUUAAGCCAUAUCUGCUGUUUAAACCCCAUACGGUUUAAAAGUAGCAGCAAAAAACAUUGAAAACAUAAAUAAUAAAUGAAACCUCAAUGAGC
Molecule: messenger RNA, 5525 nt
Organism: Fundulus heteroclitus (mummichog)
Lineage: Eukaryota; Metazoa; Chordata; Actinopteri; Cyprinodontiformes; Fundulidae
Gene: lamb1b
Product: laminin, beta 1b
Exons: 33
Coding region: 84-5405 (1773 amino acids)
Biological process (GO): substrate adhesion-dependent cell spreading; cell migration; basement membrane assembly
Cellular component (GO): laminin trimer
Molecular function (GO): extracellular matrix structural constituent; integrin binding
Source: RefSeq, a predicted model, not a curated record